UAAAAAAGUGGGCUCCUCCACGCACAGUCAGCAGUCCGUGAACGCAUCACCCCCGGCGCGCGUCUCGCUGCCCCGCGUCAGUUACGCUGUCCAGUGCUGCGCUUCCAUCCCUGCGCCCAUGUGUUGAGCCCGCUGCGGUCGGAGACAGUUCGCCAUGUCCACCGGGUCUCUCAGCGACGUCGACGACGAGCUCCUGGACGGCAUCCUGAAGUUCGGCUCCUCCGGCAAAGACUCCAACGAGAGCACGACGGAGGAGGAGGAGGAGGAGGAGGAGGAGGAGAGCUCCAACUGCGAGGGGCCUUGCGCAAACGACGGGCGGAGGAAGGCGCCCGGCAAGAAGAGGAAGACAGCCUCGCGGAAGACGGCGUCCAGUAAGGGCGAGGCUCCGCAGGAGGGCAAGCAGGUGCAGAGGAACGCGGCCAACGCCCGGGAGAGGGCCCGGAUGCGCGUCCUGUCCAAAGCCUUCUCCCGGCUGAAGACCGCCCUGCCCUGGGUACCCUCGGACACCAAGCUCUCCAAGCUGGACACGCUGCGCCUGGCGUCCAGCUACAUCUCGCACCUCCGCCAGAUACUGGCCAACGACAAAUACGAGAAGGGAUAUAUCCACCCUGUGAACCUGACGUGGCCUUUCAUGGUCGCGGGUAAACCGGAGAACGAGCUGAAGGAGAUGCUGAACACAACGAGGUUAUGCGGAACAACGGCGUCCUGAUGCAGCCGCGGACGCACACACACACGCACACACACACACACACACACACGCGUUGUCAAGGGAACAAUGGUUUUCCAAGAAGGAUGGAGAAGAAGAAAAAGAAAAGUGACUGAAAUGCGCGUCUCAUCUCUGCAGACUUCCGAGUGGGAAUACUGGAGGGAGUGUUCGACUCUCUCCUUACUCGUUCCCGUAUGAAUUUUUAUUUAAAAAAAAUGCAUUACCCCUCUCAUUGUUGUCUUUGCUGGUUCAAAGAUAAUCCGCGUGCAUUAAAUAGCUUCUUUCUUCUUCUUCCUCUCUCUUUUUUUUUUUUAAUACCCUGCAGAUCCUUUUUUCUUUCAUUUUGUUCUUUCUAUUCGUGCAGACCUGUUUUGGCAGCUGCAAUAUGACGGAUGCCACGUGCGCACGAUAUCCGUCCACUGUCUCCAAAGGUUGUACAGAUUAAAUGUAUAUAAAUAUAUAUUUGUAUCA
Scophthalmus maximus (turbot) is the source of this 1177-nucleotide messenger RNA. RefSeq names its product transcription factor 21 (gene tcf21). The transcript has 2 exons. Gene Ontology annotation, biological process: regulation of transcription by RNA polymerase II; developmental process. Gene Ontology annotation, molecular function: RNA polymerase II transcription regulatory region sequence-specific DNA binding; DNA-binding transcription factor activity, RNA polymerase II-specific; protein dimerization activity. Lineage: Eukaryota; Metazoa; Chordata; Actinopteri; Pleuronectiformes; Scophthalmidae. The coding region runs from base 155 to 709 and encodes 184 amino acids. The record is from RefSeq and is a predicted model, not a curated record.